This is a messenger RNA of Vitis riparia (riverbank grape), 1890 nucleotides long. RefSeq names its product tubby-like F-box protein 5. Gene Ontology annotation, molecular function: protein binding. The record is from RefSeq and is a predicted model, not a curated record. The transcript is spliced from 5 exons. NCBI's taxonomy places the organism in Eukaryota, Viridiplantae, Streptophyta, Magnoliopsida, Vitales, Vitaceae. Bases 370 to 1611 code for a protein of 413 amino acids.
AAAAGAGGGCUCCAAGUUGCUUAAAAAAGGCCAGAGUUGGGGCUCCGAUUGAACAUGUGAUCAUGGCGGUGGCGGCGGUUGCGUUCGCGGUGGUCGCAUAGAUGAGACGGCGAUCUAGGGUUUUGAGAUGACGAAGUUGGAGGACAUGGUCGGAAUUAUGAACUUUCGCUGUAUAUCUCCGAUUUGAUCCUUUCAUCUCCGAUCUGAGAAUCUAGCGUUCUAUGGUGAUAUCGGGCGUUUCUGUUAUGAUCCUCUCUUGAAUGAGAUUCUACAUUCGAGCUACUUUACCUUAUCGAUCGGUUUUCUCUGCGAAAAUUGUAAAGUUUGUAGCUGAGCGGUUGAAGAAAAGGAUUGUUAUGUUAUGUAGAGAUGUCCUUCAAAAGCAUUGUUCGUGAGCUAAAGGAAAUGAAAGAUGGAAUUGGGAACAUUUCUAGGCGUGGGGUAGAAGGGAAGCAUUGGCGCAGACGAACAAGGUCAUAUAUUGCCCCUGAUCAAGGCCCCCUCUCUGGAGCCCUCCAACAGGGUCAGUGGGCGAAUCUACCACCUGAAUUGCUUUUGGAUAUAAUCCAGAGGGUAGAAGAGAGUGAGACCUCAUGGCCUGCUAGGAAUGUUGUUGUAUUUUGUGCUUCAGUUUGUAGGUCAUGGAGGGAGAUUACGAAGGAGAUUGUCAAGACUCCAGAGGAAUGUGGAAGGCUCACAUUCCCCAUUUCAUUGAAGCAGCCGGGGCCACGUGAUUCUCCAAUACAAUGCUUUAUUAGAAGGGAUAGAGCCACCUCUACAUAUCUUUUGUACUUUGGCCUGACACCUUCUGAGGGCCAGAGUGAUAAACUUUUGCUUGCAGCCAGAAGGAUCCGAAGGCCAACUAGCACAGAUUUUGUGAUAUCUCUGGUUGCAGAUGAUUUUUCUCGAGCCAGCAAUACAUAUGUUGGAAAACUGAGAUCUAAUUUUCUGGGCACGAAGUUCACAAUAUACGACAGCCAACCUCCAUAUGAUACAGCAGUUCAACCUAAUAGUCGGUCAAGUCGACGGUUCCACUCUAAGCAGGUAUCUCCAAGAGUACCUGCAUGUAACUACAGUGUGGCCACCAUUUCCUAUGAGCUCAAUGUCCUUCGCACCAGAGGACCUAGGAGAAUGCAAUGCACCAUGCAUUCCAUUCCUAUUUCUUCAAUUCAGGAGGGAGGCACUGCCCCAACACCAACAUCAUUCCCACAAUCCUUUGAUGAGCAAUUUUCUCCUUCACCAGGUUUGAGAAAAAAGGAUCCAGUCACAGACAUAUGCUCCACAAGCCUGUCAGAGCCAUUAGUACCUGUCCAGGGAUCAGGAGAUCCGCUGAUUCUUAAAAACAAAGCACCUAGAUGGCAUGAACAUCUCCAGUGCUGGUGCCUAAAUUUUAGAGGGCGUGUUACAGUGGCAUCUGUAAAAAAUUUCCAGCUUGUGGCAUCAGUUGAGCCAUCCCACAACGUUUCUGCUGUAGAGCAAGACAAGGUAAUAUUGCAGUUUGGGAAGAUUGGCAAAGAUAUCUUCACUAUGGAUUAUCGCUAUCCACUCUCUGCCUUUCAAGCCUUUGCAAUCUGCUUGAGCAGCUUUGACACUAAACCAGCCUGUGAAUAACUUCUGCACUGGUUGGAGAUUGUGAUCAUGUAUGCUAAAUUUCCUUCAUAGUCUCAUAACUACACAUCAUGGAAAAGCUGAUCAUGCAUGGGGGGGACCUAUCAUAACUGAGAGACUUAGCGUGCGCUCAGUGGUGUAUCUGAUACCAGAGUGGAAUCAAUACGUGUUGUUGUAAGUUGCAAAUAUAUUUAAUGUGGGUAGAAUUUUUUCUGCCGAACUUCUUGCAUGCUGUUCCAUCUUAUAUUUCAAUCAAGGAAAAAAAAAAAAGUGAUUUAUAUC